Molecule: messenger RNA, 1364 nt
Organism: Megalopta genalis
Lineage: Eukaryota; Metazoa; Arthropoda; Insecta; Hymenoptera; Halictidae
Product: ribokinase
Biological process (GO): D-ribose metabolic process
Cellular component (GO): cytosol
Molecular function (GO): ribokinase activity
Source: RefSeq, a predicted model, not a curated record
AAAUGCUAUUUGCAUAUCGAUGAUUGCUUAUGUUUUCGUUUCUUUUCUUUUUUGCAUUGAAUUUUGUUAUUCUUUCUCAUUAUUGAAUUGCAAGAUUGCAAGUUUUAAAGUGCAGAAAUUUAUCUUUAAUCUCUUUACAAACACGUGCGAGCUGAUAACGUUCACGCACAUAAUGUUAUGUCUCCAGUAAACAAAUUAUUUAUCAGUUACGGGAUUUAUUGGUCCAUGCGAUAAAUUAUGAUAAAACCUGAUAGGAAGCCUUAAUCGUUUAUAUAAACCGAGUAAUUCUUGUGCCUUCGAUAGAAGAAACAGUUUCACCGUCAAAGUCACUCAGAUAACCACUUAAAUAUUUUACACUUUUAAUUCUGCAUUAAUGUGUAAAUGUGUAAUUAAAAAUAUGUCUCCAAAAAUUGUUGUCGUUGGUUCGUGCAUGAUUGAUUUCACUUGCUAUUCUCCACGCUUACCUAAACCUGGUGAGACCAUAAUUGGUAAAAACUUUGAGAUAAAGUAUGGUGGCAAAGGUGCAAACCAAUGCAUAGCUGCCGCAAAGCUCGGUGCAUCUACAGCAAUUGUUGCUUGCUUAGGUUCAGACAUAUAUGCUCAAGAAUACUUAAAAAUAUUUGAGAAGGAGAACGUGAACAUCAAUCACGUUCAAAUACAGAAGGACCAGCACAGUGGCGUAGCGCAUAUCAUCGUUGACGAUAACGGGCAAAACAGCAUAGUGAUCAUAUUAGGAUCGAACUCGUCGUUAAAUGAAAAACAAGUGGACGCUGCGGCUGAAGUAGUCAAAGACGCUGCCGUUUUAUUGUGUCAAUUGGAGAGUUCCCUGGAAGGUACACGGCACGCUUUAAAGCUCCAUAAAGGCCACGGUCUGUCGAUUCUGAAUGGGGCGCCUGCGAUGGAACACAUUGACGAGGAGCUUUUAUCACUCUGUGACAUAUUCUGCUUGAACGAGACCGAGGCAGAAGUAAUGACCGGGGUGGAGACACUAGGGCUAUCAAACGUGCAAAAAGCCAUUGAUAAGUUGCUGGACCGCGGUUGCAACACGGUUGUUCUCACUUUGGGAGAAUUGGGAGCGGCGUUCGCAUCCAAGGAGUGUAGGACUGCCACUGUAAUUCCCAAUGCCAAAAUUGUGCAACCCGUCGACACAACUGGAGCCGGGGAUGCAUUUCUGGGAGCUCUUGCAUAUUUCAAAGCGUAUCACCCAGCGCUUCCGAUGAACGAGUGCAUCCGAAGAGCCUGCGUGAUCGCCACGGAAUCCGUCCUGAAACUCGGCACACACAACAGUUUUCCAACCAGGGACAACUUGUCACCGGAAUUGUUUGUAUGAGACAAUAAAAAACGAUUCUUGUACCAUUAGCGUA